AGCUUCGUUCAGAAUCGUUUCAACACUCGUCCGGGUAACAACGCCAGCUCUCAAAGUGCUCUCUCUCGGCUUUUUGUCGUUCGCUUCGCAGUUGGUAGCUGAAAAUAAAAAUUUAAGGCAAAUCAGCAAAGUCGUCUGUGCCGCGGACACUUACGCGUAGGAAGAGGCGCGUGCGUGAAAAACGUAAACGUAAAAUCGCAAACUGAAGUGAGCAGUAGGAGUUGUUACGGAAUUUUGAUAAAGUGCGAGAUAAUAUGCCAUUUAGAAGAGCAUUAAUCAAGUGACAGAACUGUGCCUUGUGGAGCUUGUAAGGAAUAAACAUAAUAUUUAAAAAAAGGUGAACCAUCAAAGUGAUUCGAAGUGAAAAGAAAAUACAAAUCUGAUACAAGUGAACUUUGCGCUCAUACAGCUUGCAAGGAUUUAUACUUAACUGUGGAUACGCGGCAGUGCUACAAACUAAGCAGAAUGGUUACCGGAAUCGGUGCCUCGCAGCAGCAGCAGGUUGGCGCAAUGCCGACCACUUCGCAGAUGCCUCCAAAUGAGCAGCAGCCGGUGGUGAAGCGACCGGGCGACAAUCGCAGGAGCAACAAACCUAUCAUGGAAAAACGGCGCCGUGCUCGGAUCAACAAUUGUCUGAAUGACCUGAAAACCUUGAUUCUGGAUGCAAUGAAAAAAGACCCGGCUCGUCAUUCGAAACUGGAGAAAGCCGACAUUCUAGAGAUGGCCGUGAAGCACCUACAGAACCUGCAGCGACAGCAAAAUGCCAUGUCCCAAGCGACUGAUCCCAAUGUGAUGAACAAAUUCAAGGCAGGAUUCAACGAGUGUUUCCAGGAGGUCAGUCGAUUCCCCGACAUGGACCCAAUGACCCGGCGUCGUUUGGUAGCUCACCUGAACAACUGCAUUAACGGAGUGAAAGCUGACUUCCCAAAACCCCGCCAACCGUCCGUCCAAGUGCACAUACUCCCAUCACCACCGAGUUCUCCCGAGCAGGAUCACCUUUCGCAAUCACAUCCUUCCCAGAUCAACGCCGUUCAAACCGGAAAUGGAGUCUUUUUCACCAACCAAAUCGGAUCCAGCGUGCAGCUGAUCCCAACGAAGCUCCCGAACGGAAGUUUAGCAUUCGUUCUGCCCCAAGCAAUCCCAGCAGCGACCGCUCCCGUCCCGAUGCUGGUUCCCAUACCGAGCCGUACCGCAUCCACCGGAUCAGCAGCGUCCAGCCAUUCGUCCGCCUCGGUGUAUGAUCGCGUUCCACGCGAACAUGCCACAUCACCUUACCAUGCUCCGCCAAGCCCCGCAAACUCCAACUACGAGCCCAUGGAUUGCCAUUCGACCGGAACUCCCGAACAGCAGCAAUAUCUCAACUCGCAACAGAUGCGCUACCAGCAGCAGCAGCAACAGCAGCGAUCCUACAGCCCAGACAGCCCCCUUUCGCUGGUCAUGAAAAAAUCCUACCAGGACCCGAACCUCAACCAGGACGACAGCCAACCGUGGCGGCCGUGGUAAAUCUGACCGCCCGACCUGGACACGUGUUAGUCACAUGCGUUGAGUCAUAAAACAAUUAGUACCUAAGUCACCGGGCAUCAAACGAAGCGCGACAACAGCGCUGUUAACGGUAGCCGGAAGUCCGAAUGAGCUCGUGUCCACGAGCACCACCCGAGUGAACAAUGUUAGUGCUCCGCGUAAAUCACAAAUGCCUCUACUGAAAUAGUUCAAAUAGCGUGCCCCGCGUGUGUUUGUAGCAGCAAACGAGAUUAGCUAGACAACAACAAUGUAGCUGACCGAUCGAGGUAACGGGAGGUUACGAGCGACGACGCCCAUGUGAGUGCGCUUUCCCACACUCGCCUGUUAUUUGCCGUCGCAGCAGACAGCGACGAAAUCGUACUACAAAUGAAUAAAAAAAGUGCCACGGCAAGUGAAUGUGAGAGAAGUGCGAUCGUCAGUUAGCCUAGCGGCCAAGCGGGGGCCAACAGGGGCGUUUGUGGAAGCAACAAAAAUGUGAUUUUGUUACAAAGUGUGCAACUGAAGCGCACCCAGCGGAAAAGAAGACAAAGACAAGAGCAGUAAAACGAAAAAAACCAGCCGCGCGCGGCACGAGGCAAUUUAUUUUUACUUCGAACAGUUUUUUUUCUCUUCUGUUCCGCGACCACACAGCAUAUGGGUGAGUGAGCGAACGUCGUUUGACCGGACAAAACGAGCAAGUGGCAAACGCGAGGAAGUGCCCAGUUCGGGGGAGUGCAGAAGCGCGUGUGUGCCGAAAAGUUGCGUUCUUCAUUCGUCGUGCUACUCGCGCCACCUCUCCCUCGUGCGGCCCUACCGCUAAUCGUACGGCGAACGCGCACACGGACAAUGGAUCAUAGAACGUAUUGCGCGCGAUUGACGUUCCAUAACCUUGAGAAGGUGCCUAAUGACUUACGCACGCUUACACCGCCGCAGCGCACGCUAUUACUACUAGUCAUCCAAAAAAUCGCGGGGCUUUUGCGAUUAUCCAACAGCGAUUUCUGAUUCAUCCGGCAGUCGUUGACGUCUGUGCCUAGCAGUAGCAAAUACAAUAAAAAAAAACGAGCAGAGGUAAACAAAAAAAAGUGUACCCAACCACUCCCUCUCUGCGUUAGAGGAACGAGCAAAGUGGAAUCGUAGCUGUGAAUAAUUUGUAAGGUUUACUAGCGUGAUAAAAGCAAUACACUAUAAGGCAAAACUGAAAAGGAGUUCAAAACUUUACAAAAAAAAUCUAAUAUAUUUGUAUCCUACUGGUAGCAACAAGCUUUUUUAGACACGUGUGCCUAGGAAGUCAACACGCGAACAAUCAUGUGAUUAGCUUCUUAAAAGUUUCAUUUAAGAUCGUCUCAAUCCAUUUUUCGUUCAUCCAACAAUCGAUCCUCAUAUUUUGUUUCGCACAAAAUACUUUGCCCCUAGGAGCGCCAUCCUGUACAUAUAUAUGAUUUAAUUAUUGAUUUUUUUCCACGAAAAAAGCAAAAGCAACAAGCGCGACAUUAAUCACGAAUGUCUUCCAUUAGCCAGGGAAAAAAAAUUGAUUACUGCAGCAGUUGAAGUGAGGUUAUACAAGUAGAUAGCCCCAGCCAUGUGAAGGUCGCGAAUCAUUUUUAUUUUCUAUUGGCCCAAGUGCGCGAGCUUAAAUCACUACAAGAUAUACAGUUUAGAAGAGAGAGAGAAAAAAAAAACCAACGCAUGCCGUGCAGUGCGCUUUGAGGUCACAUUUUUGUAAAUUUCCUCAUCCUAUUUUAUUUUUUAAUUCAAUUUACUUGUACGUUGCUAGUUGGUAAGAUUAGCCGAUAGGUGAACAGCAAAAAACACACGAUAGGCAUUACUAUUUAUAGAAAACAGAACAACUACAACAGACAACAAAAAUACCCAAGAUAUGAAGCAAUUUUUAAUUUGGUUUAGAGCAAUCCUACAGCAAUUUUAAUACAAGCGUAGAUGUGUAUCAUAUAUUAAUAGUAGAGAUGAUGAAAGAAUUAUUUUAUAGAAACACAGAUGAUGUGAAAAUCAAUGAAUAUAUAAACUUUACAAAUGAA
Molecule: messenger RNA, 3533 nt
Organism: Wyeomyia smithii (pitcher-plant mosquito)
Lineage: Eukaryota; Metazoa; Arthropoda; Insecta; Diptera; Culicidae
Gene: hry
Product: protein hairy
Exons: 3
Coding region: 466-1503 (345 amino acids)
Biological process (GO): anterior/posterior pattern specification; regulation of neurogenesis; regulation of transcription by RNA polymerase II
Cellular component (GO): nucleus
Molecular function (GO): DNA-binding transcription factor activity, RNA polymerase II-specific; RNA polymerase II cis-regulatory region sequence-specific DNA binding; protein dimerization activity
Source: RefSeq, a predicted model, not a curated record